Messenger RNA from Homarus americanus (American lobster), 8753 nucleotides. It is a transcript of the gene Adar, whose product is annotated as double-stranded RNA-specific editase 1-like. Gene Ontology annotation, cellular component: cytoplasm; nucleolus. Gene Ontology annotation, biological process: RNA processing; adenosine to inosine editing. Gene Ontology annotation, molecular function: tRNA-specific adenosine deaminase activity; double-stranded RNA adenosine deaminase activity; double-stranded RNA binding. The transcript is spliced from 15 exons. Lineage: Eukaryota; Metazoa; Arthropoda; Malacostraca; Decapoda; Nephropidae. The record is from RefSeq and is a predicted model, not a curated record. The coding region runs from base 139 to 3171 and encodes 1010 amino acids.
ACCCAACGGAGCUAACUUGAACACGUCCAGUACGGCUGUGUUUGUGCCUGCGAGAAGUGCAAUAUUGAGCUGCGUCUACUUAGUAUAUUGAUCCCCUGAUGGGUUUGAUAAUGUAUAUGUGUGUGGCAGCUGAUAGAAAUGCCUAAGAAGAAACGAGGAGCACACGGUCGCAAAAAACGCUCCCGUGGGGGUACAAGAAAACAUAAAGCUCACAAUGUACAACAUCAGCCCACUACAAAUUUAUACAGCGCGAGCAGUAACAGUUUUAAUGGUGUCUUUGAAGAGUGUUCUUGUGAUGAGUGUAGGGGCGUCAGUACUGCAAGGUACUCUGAGGUGACAGACCAGAGAUAUUCUGAGGUUACUGAACAAAGAGAUUCUGGGGUGACGGACCGGAGAUAUUCUGGGGUGACAGACCGGAGAUAUUCUGGGGUGACAGACCGGAGAUAUUCUGGGGUGACAGACCGGAGAUAUUCUGGGGUGACAGACCAGAGAUAUUCUGAGGUUACUGAACAAAGAGAUUCUGAAGUGACAGAAAUAAAUUCUGAGGUGACUGAACAGAGAUAUUCUGAGGUGACUGAACAAAGUGAUUCUGAGGUGACUGAGCAGAGAUAUUCUGAGGUUACUGAACAAAGAGAUUCUGAAGUGACAGAAAUAAAUUCUGAGGUGACUGAACAGAGAUAUUCUGAGGUGACUGAACAAAGUGAUUCUGAGGUGACUGAGCAGAGAUAUUCUGAGGUUACUGAACAAAGAGAUUCACUGACAGAAACAGAUUCUGAGGGGACUGAACUAAGAAGCCCCGCAGAAGAGGAGGAAAUUACCUAUAUUGAAGACAACCGAGUGUGUUGUGUGUCACGGUCAUACGAUGGUGUCAACGAUAACGUGUUCGCCCUAUUAUCAGAGAGAGUUGCCUCAGUAGAAAAGGACUUGAAAUCUUUGCUGAGAGAGGUGAUGGAUAUCAAAGGAACUGUAAAGGAUGUGGUGCGCCCAAGUGCCAACAGAGAACAAAUUACAGACGUAGGGGUCAUGUGGGCGAGCGGGGAAGGUGGAGAGAGACGGGAGAAAGACAAAGGAGCGGUGGGAGGUGGAAAAGGAAACGAAGAAUGGAGGAUUGGCGGUCCUACAGCACUGGCCGGCGACGCUGAUGGUCUCAACUCUGCCCAGCCUGGAAAUGCUGAUGUUGGACACCAAAAUGGUCUCAGAGAUGUGGGUAACAUGAUGACUGGACAAGAAAAUGGUGAAGGGGAUAGAGCUGCUGCCCUGAAGCGGAGCGUUUCAGGCGAUGUGGAGUUACCAGACGCACAAAAUGAGCCUGCCAUCAAAAGGAGGAAGACGGGGCCGCCACAGCCCAAGAAUCCUAUCAGUACUCUCAAUGAGCUGCGUCCUGGCCUGAUAUACAAGACUCUGGGCAUGGAAGGGCCGUCCCAUGCUCCAGUGUUCACUGUGACUGUAGAGCUCAAUGGUCAGGUUUUCCAAGGUUCAGGGCGCAGUAAGAAGCUAGCCAAACACUCUGCAGCCGAAGCUGCCCUCAGGUCAUUUCUUCAGUUCCGCAAUGCUUCAGAUGCUGCUGAAGCCCUUGGCACUAAUAUUACAGCAGUGCAAGACUUCACUAGUGAUGUGUCUGAACCAGGGUUUGGAACAAAUUCGGCUGUAGGCGAGACGACCCCGUCAAGAACGACUACAAUCACAAUGGACUCCUCUCCAGUGUCCACCAGUCCCACUUCCACAACAGCUCCCUCAGGACCUUCACAGACAUCCAAGAAUCCCAUCAUGCUCUUAAAUGAGUUAAGGCAGGGAGUGGAGUACACGCUGAAACAAGAGUCAGGAGAGCCGCAUGCCAAGACCUUCACUUUCCAAGUUACUGUGGAAGGCCAAUUGUUCGAGGGCACAGGCAACAGCAAGAAAUUGGCCAAGGCAGCAGCUGCUCGUCAAGCCCUUAGCAAGCUGUAUGGAGUUAUUUCUACACCUACAGCAGUUCUUCAUCACACACCCAUCUCCAACAUGCCAAAUAUUCAUAUGCCACAGACAUUAGCUGACAGGGUAGCAAAAAUGGUUUGUGAUAAAUUCUCAGAGCUGACGUCUGGUAAUCCAACCCUUGCCAAGCGAAAGGUUCUGGCAGGUAUUGUGUUGACCAAUGAAAAGGACAUGGAGGAUAUGAAGGUGAUAAGCGUAGCGACUGGCACAAAGUGUAUCAAUGGUGAACAUCUUAGUCUUCAAGGCCAGUGUAUUAAUGACUGCCAUGCGGAGAUUGUGGCUCGUAGAUGUCUUCGUCACUUCCUUUAUUCACAGUUAGGAAAGCUUGCAGAAUCAUAUAAGAAUGGAUCAACUGCAGAAACUAUAUUUGAGCAAUUAGAGGACCAGAAAGGAUUCCGAGUCUGCCCAGAAUACAAAUUUCAUCUUUAUAUUAACACUGCUCCAUGUGGUGAUGCGAGAAUCUUUGCUCCACAUGAAGAAGAAGUUGAUCGAACGGACAGACAUCCUAACAGGCAAAGUCGUGGGUUGCUUCGAACAAAAAUAGAGUCUGGAGAGGGCACAAUACCUAUUAAGGCUAAUGCAGAUAAUAUUCAAACGUGGGAUGGAGUCCUACAAGGAGAACGUUUACGUACGAUGUCGUGUUCUGAUAAAAUUGCCAGAUGGAACAUAGUUGGGCUGCAGGGUUCACUUCUCUCCCACUUCCUUGAACCUAUAUACCUCGAAUCUAUAGUCUUAGGAUCCUUAUUCAGUGCAUCACAUAUGUACAGAGCGGUUUGUGGCAGAAUAGAGCAAUCCGUCCAGGGUUUGCCACCGCCAUUCAAACUAAACCAGCCAAAAAUGAAUCAAGGAAGUUCCACUGAAUCCCGUCAACCACAAAAAGCUCCUACCAUCUCAGUUAAUUGGGAUUGUGAAGGAAACCAGCUGGAAGUUCUUAAUGCAAUGACUGGUAGACAAGAAGGGGAGAACUACUCUAGAUUGUGCAAGAGACGGUUCCUAUCAAAAUUUAUUGACCUUUUGGAUGGUCUCCCAACCUUAACUGAAGUAGACCCAGGGGCGGCUAAGUGUCUCUCAUAUGGCGAAAUCAAAGCUCUUGCCACUAACUAUCAAACCAGUAAGCGAGCAGUUGCAUCUGCAUUCUCCCGAGCAGGACUAGGUCAGUGGAUCAGCAAACCCAUGGAGGAAGACAGUUUCUAUAUAUAAUGCUACCAGCCUGAAACCAUCUUGUUUGAGGACAUCAUGAAAAAACCCUCUCAAAAUUUAACAAGAUGAUGACGAAAUAAUUUUUUUUUUUUUAGCUAAAUGUGUGAAUUUUGAGGAUCGUAUACUCGCCACUGAAUGUGUAGGCCACACUGGCUCGGUCAUAUUUGAUGAAAGUUUCGAAGCAAAUUUUAGAAAUAAUCAAAUAGAGUUGAUAAAUGCAGGGUCCUUGUGAUGCAUUGUCAGUGCAAUUCUUCAAAUAUGUAGCUAAAGUUUCUAUGUAACAAAAUUUUUUAUAUUGAACUUCUUUAAACUUAAGUAUCGUAUCAAAUGUACCUCAUUAGUCCUUUUUUUUAAAGUCGUUCCGUAUAUAUAUUUUUUUUUAGCCGUAUCCUUGUUCCAAACAUGACUUCUCACAGUUUAUAAUUUAACGCUUUUUUUGCUUGCUCAACCCGAGAUACUGAAAUGGUAUUUGGAGCAUAGCCAACCCACUGAGUAUGAAUGGUAUACAGUAGAAAUAGUCCCUAACCUGGAGCUCUCAAAGAGCAGGUUUAUAAAACUAUUUUUAAUGACGGCAAAAAAUAUGCACAACCUAGGUGGUUGGGAUAUCUCAAACAGGUUUGUAAAAACUACUUUUAUUAACUUGUUUGAAAAAUGCACUAGUAGGUGUUGUAUUAUUUUAUCAGAAUCAUGUACAAUAUAUAUAAUACACUCAUUCCUAAACAAAAAUCCCCCAUGUACAAUGUGUAAGUAUGAGAAGUAUGUGGCAUGACUAGGAAUUUGAAAGUUUGUGCUAUUUCACCCACUGAUCUAAAAGUAAGAUUCUUGAGUGGAAUAUCAUACUUGACACACUGAACCUAGACACUUUUUGUGUGUACAUGAUUGGUCUCCUGAUUAUAUAUGUAUGCACACAGAGAAAGGAAAAGAUUCCAUAAUUUUAGGAUUAUCAGAAUUACAAUAAGUGUAGGACCAUCUUUCACUUUUUCAGUGGUUUACGUAGGAACCCAUGCUAAACUCGCAACAUUGCUGGGCCAUGUACAGUAUACUUCAUCCUAGUACUUUAAAACAGUUUAUUUUACAAAGUUAUUGGAUUUGAUUUUGCUCUUACAACCAAGGUUACCAUUUUGAUUAACUAUGUUAAUUACAUUUGUUUUUGUCUGAAGCCAAAUGUGUCUUCAUAUAUUAAGUAUUAGAUGAACCAUGAUCUGUAGGUUACAGUUAAGUUAAUCAUUUUAAGUAUUUCAGGUUAAAAGGGAAUGUCCAUGAUAUGGAUGUUUUUAUACUCCCGAAAGAUACCAUAUUACAUGCUUACAGUUUGUCUUGAGAGAUAUGUUUAUACUGAUAUCAAAGCAGAUUAGAAAAUUUGGGUAUGAUCAGCAGCAUUGCGUUUACAAGGGAAGGAAGGGAGCAAUAAAAGAGGUCACUUAACUGUAUUGCUGUAGGAAUGUUAGAUAUAAAAAUCUUCCAGCCAUUAAACUCACCUUGCAUGUCAUACACUGUUGUAUGGUAUCUUUGUUGUUAUGAAGGCUUAGUUGUUUAAACUGAUAUAUGUUUAGUAAAGAUGAUAAAAUUACAAAUUUUAAUUAUAUUGGAAAAAGCUAGUCUAAAAUGGCCUACAUUCAAGCACAUUUUCAUUUAUUUCCUCAAGAAUUAUUUUGACAGUACAGUAUACACAUUAACAAAUAAGUCUCCAAUGGACAGUUUUGAGGCCUACAGUCCGUCCAGCCAACAUCAGAUACCCAGAGGUCUUGGUUUGCGAGUUUUCACUGUGCAAAUGCAGUGUAUCGGAAUCUUGCAAGACAGCGUUAAUAGCUUGUUUCACAUCAUUGUUUAAAUGAAUGUUUACUACAGUACAGUACUUUGUUAAAAUAGAUAAAUUUAAUAGCAUUUAUUUGGUCUAAUAUGAAGUGGUGUGUCUAUGAAGGUUUGUUUGAAAUGUAGUAAUUACUGUAAUGGUAUAUCAGAGUAUGGUUAAGCUUCAUUGUAAGGUACUGUACUUAGGGCAUAUAUGAGGUGCUCCGGACUGUAAUCUGCCAAGUGCCAACAUAGAGGAAGAAUUUCCAUAUUUAAAUUGCAAUAACUUUUUAACCAUUAAUGAUAUCUGACAAAUUUUUUCUUGCAUAAUGUAGCUAAGGACAUGUAGUUUUAUGCAAUAUAGCAAAAAGUAAUUAUUUUAACAAAAAUAAUUCUAAGGUUAUGGUUUUAAAACUAACUAACUGCUACAAAACAUAUUAUUAUGUUCUCUGAUUAAUUUAACUUUAUUUUGAAUGUAUAGUAUUAUUAAACAUGUGAGUAAUGGAUCGAUAAUAAAUUUAAUAAAAUCGAUAUCCACCCCUCUGAUGCGCCAGGCACAGAUCUGACUUGGUGUGAUAUUUCCACGGGAUCAAUGAGGUAUUCUCAGGUACUGAAUUUAUUUUAAUGUGGAUAAAAAAUAAAUAAAAAUGUCGAGAGGAUACUUAUUAUUUCCAUACACAACAGUGUACAUGUAGUUAAAAGGAUGCAGGCAACCUUGAGCAGCUAAUUUUUUUUUUUACUUCCGAUGCUACUCCAAGGUACUUUAUCAACUAGUUUCUGAAUGAAUGCAUACACUAGAAUCCCCCAUUUUGGUUACAACAAUUAAUGAAGAAAUAAGGCAUUUUAACCAGGCACGUAUCACUCGAGAUAAAUACAAUCAAAGCACCUGCAGCAUACUCGCUACAUGGGUGGCUCCAAGUAUAAAAGAAAAUACCAAUUUGUAAUUGGCUGAAACCCUAUGAUAAGUAAAGCUCCCAUUGGCCAAGAAUGAUGUAUGCUAGUAUGUCAUGUGCUAUGUAAUGAAGAGACACUGAAUAAGAUAAUUUUUGUUGGCUGACUGCCCGUAUAGGAGUGUCCAAGCUUGCUUUUUAGACGACUGUUGCCCACACGUACAGUUUCCUAAUUAGCUCUCUGACUUACCCAGGGAUAGGGGGUGUUGGGGGGAACAAUGGUAUAACACAUUUCUGGGAAAAUAUGGCUCUUGGCAGAUUAUGGUCCUGAACACCCCAUAUGCACUUGAGAAGUAACGAAGGGCAUAGUUUUUUCUUUCUUGGAAGUUACUCUCUUAAAUUAGUGAUGUUGAUAUUGGUACUUAUGUGUUUAUUAAAAUCAUACAUAAAUAAAUGGUUGUUUCACAUUAAUAUUAUGGUUGUUAUUAAUAUUGGCGGGAAAACCUUAUGUUAUAUAAAGUUUUAAGAUGAUUCUGAUCGUCAUUCAGGAACAUAGAGAAAUUACAGUUCAGGGCACUUUAGUGAUGUGAAAAGUAUAGGAUUUUAUACAACUUAUUGUAUAAAUAUUACCAGGAAUUAUGAAUUAAAAUUUGUUAUAGCAUUAUUUUCUUACCAGAGGCAACACAUUAUGGCCUUGAAACUAAGAAUGUUAAUCAUCUGGUUUGUAAUUUUGAUAGAAAAGUUGAAGUCAUCAAUAAUACAAUACAUUCAGCACCAGUUUGCAUCAUUUCUUUAAAAAGUUGUACACUUUGUUAUAUAGUUUAAAGUUCAGAUUGGAACUUGGCUGAAGAUGUGAUUCCUAUGGUGGAAGAGAAAUGGGCUUCUGAUUGCUAAACAGGAAGUGUGGAUGCCAAAAACCGAUUUGCCUACUUUUGCCAAAUAAGAUCAUUCCGUUUCCUUUCCAUUUUGUGUCAAGUAUCAGACCUUGUUAAUUGGUUUACAGCAAAACUUUUGAGUCAUUGCUGGUUUUGAGAGAAGGCAUGAUUGGAACAUGGCAUAAGAAAUUAUUAUUGUUAAGUGUCAAUGCUUCAUACCUACAGUUGUCAGUGUACGUAUUUUAAUGUGUCGAGAAUUAAUAUGGACUACUUUUUAGAGAUAGCCUUUAUAUUUUGAGUUCCUGAAACCGUUAGAGUACUUGUUUUUGGACUAGAUUUAAAGGUUUUUAUGUAUGUAUUUUUUAUUAUUAUUUGUCAUUUAUAAAUAGAAAAGGAAAGUUAUCUUCUAAACUCCAAAUGCAGAUAAUUAUUUAGGAAAUGUUGAGGAGGCUAGGAUGUAUAAUGGUCAAAGUUUCUUAAUCAUAAUCUGGAGUAGCAACAUAUGCAGACCUAUACUAGAUAAAAUAUACAAGCAUGUUAAGGUAGAUGAAAUUAAGAGUUGUUCCCAAGACAUUUUUGUGGCUCGGGUGUCCAUCUGUUUGCUUCGGACUAAGCUUACAGGAAUGUAUUUUGGCCCCACAAACAGCUGUAACCUUGUCUGCAUUUUAUAAAGAGGCAUUUCUAUUCAAAUCAGUACAUCAUUCACAUAGACUUAAAGGAUUAACCUCUGGCAUUAAGAGAAAUUUCUUUUGAGCACACACAAAUAAUGUAUUUUGUUAAUAUGGGAGCCAUGGAAGUAAACAGGACAUGGAUAGUAGUUCUCAAGUAAUGCUGUGAAAAUCUACUUAAACAUUGCAUGAAUCAAAAAGGGUAUGGUAUAAACAUUUAAAUCCUGUGCACGGGUUUAAGCUGAAGACCGUUGGAUGUCAGUGCUCUCGAGCAUUUUUAUGUGCCAAAGAUUUUCUUUUGUGAAAUAGGUGUACUCUUUGAUAUAGUUUUUUAUGACAAUAUAUUAGAAGUACAGUAUAGUGGAUUGGUCCUCAAAUACUUGGUCCAUGAGUUGCUCUAGACAUGUCAGGUGGUGUAUUGAGAUUAAUUAUUCAAUGUCAUGUUUUGUUAAUGGAAAAAUGGGUAUGUAUUGAACAUCAUACCAUUUCUUUAUUAUUGACCACUAAGAUAUUAGUUGAUAAAGCUUUUACUUUCAGCUGGAGUUAAUGGAUUGUUGUCCUCAAAAAAUGUCAUUCUCUUUUUCCUUGUACUGCAUGCUUGGAUGUGAACAUUCAACUUGUCUAGCUUAAACCCUGAUCAUAUUUCCUUUUGUAUUGAUGACAGUACAAUCAACUAACACUUCUGCACCUUGAAAUAUGUCAGGUCUAAUGGUAGUUGUCCCCAUAACUUGCCAAAUAAGUAGAUUGUUGUUCUUGGAUAAUUGAGGUUUUGGCCAAAUUCUUAAGAGACUUGUUACUUCAUAGACCUUUAUAUGUUUUAAGAUACCGAAGAGUUGACUCAUCGUUCAAGAAUUAUUUGUUAAUUACAUACAUGAUAAAUAUAAACAUCAUCACCAUAACUACUACAGUGAGUUCACUUAGGUGUAGUUGUCCCAACACAAUAGUGGUGAUACCCACCAUUAAUGAAGGGAGCCGCUCAUUAUUGCAUUUAUCAUGUUCAAAUAAUGUGCAUAGAAACACAAAUGCUGCAUUAUCCAUGGCUUAGCAAAUGGAAUUAUUGAAAAAUGUUGGUAGAUUUUUGCAUUUGUAAUUGAUCAGUGCAAAUGGUUAAAUAUGAUGAGUAUCAGGACCUGACAUUGAUACAUAUUAUCAAAGCUGUGGGUAAUCAUGGUGUUGUGUAAUCAUAAAAUUUUCUAACUUUAACAUUUUGAAUAUUUUAAGUUCCUCUUGUAGUUUCUAGGUCAUGUUGGCUUGUGUAUUCUAUAUGGGGCACAAAAUCAAUAUAACCAUAGUUUCAUUUCCUAAAUUCUUAUAUAUUCGAGCUCUCCUCAUCACAAGAUUAAAUAAAUGAAAACUUA